Molecule: messenger RNA, 1770 nt
Organism: Durusdinium trenchii
Lineage: Eukaryota; Dinophyceae; Suessiales; Symbiodiniaceae
Source: the annotation of a GenBank genome assembly
AUGCUCAGAAUGGGGACAAGUCUUCAUCCUGGAUGCUCUGGCGAUCUACGACCCACCGAACUCCAAGGUGGCGGAAGCCAUCCUGGAGAAAGGUGUGGUGGCGACGCUGCAUCAUCACAACAGCGCGGUGGCGAAGCCAUCAAGGUCAUCAUGAAGUUCAUGGAUCGCCUCAACAGCCAAGAGUUGGUGCGGUCCAUUUGCCGGAAGAUGACCCCGCCCUUGCUGACGAUGCUGUCCGCGGAGCCCGAGAUCCAAUAUGUGGUCAUGAGGAACAUCAACCUCAUUGUCCAGAAGCAGCCCAACAUGCUGCAGACGGAUGUGAGAUAUUUUGUGUGCAAGUACAACGAUCCGCUCUACGUGAAGUUGGAGAAGAUCGCCGUCAUGGUGCAACUGGCCUCGGAGCGCAACAUCGACCAGGUGCUUUCGGAGUUCCGGGAGUAUGCCUCAGAGGCCCUUGCAGAGGUGAAUCUCUUCAGCCAGGUCUUGAGCUGGCUAGGUUUGCCCAGAGUGCCAGCCACUGUUGGCGCCCAAGGGAAAGUGGAGCCCUGGAGACGCUUCGCCAUGUGCGUUCACCGGUGGAAGGAGUCCGAGCGGCCUAAGGGGCCACCGAAGCAGAAGAAGGAGAAGAAGAGCUAUAGCCACCUGGCUAUGGUGAAGCGUGGGGAGAGGCCAAAGAUCAAGAGGCUCAAGUGGAAGGCUCGAUGCAUCCAUGGCCACCGUGCGAAGGCCUGCGCCAUCUGCCGCGGCUGUCCGCACGGGCGGCUUCCCUUCCGCUGCCCCGAGUGCCGAGGCAGUUGCCCCCACGGGCUGUUUGUUCGGCGGUGUACCAUCUGCUCGGGCUGUGAGCAUGGGGUGCUGCGCGACGUCUGCACCAUGUGCACGAGUCGCGGAUGUAAGCAUGGCCUGGUGAAGUCUGCCUGCCGCCUCUGCACGCCCUGCCCGCACGGACGCCUCAAGGGCGGCUGCUUGACGUGCAAUGGCUGCCCCCAUGGCCGGCUACGGCAAAACUGCGCCAGCUGUAAGUCUUGCCCCCAUGGCAAGGUGCGAGAGCACUGUGCCUCGUGCAACGUCUGCAAACAUGGCGUGCACAAGCUCACCUGCCUCACCUGUCAUGGAUGCCCACAUGGGAAGCUGCCGCGCUUCUGCCCCCAGUGCCAACCCUGCGAGCACGGCAAGGACCGUGCCCACUGUCCCAAGUGCGCAGGGUGUCCACAUGGGAAACUGCCGCACAACUGCAAGCUCUGCAGUGGCUGCCCGCAUGGCCGCGUCAAGCGCUUCUGCGGCACUUGCAACCCUUGUCCUCAUGGCCGCAGGAAGCAGAACUGCCCCCAGUGCAAGACGUGUGAGCAUGGCAAGCUGAGGGAUGCCUGCAGCGAAUGCAAGGGUUGCCCGCACGGAAAGAUCCGGCGCUUCUGCGGCACCUGCAACCCGUGUCCUCAUGGCAGGCUGAAGCAGGCCUGCCGCGAGUGCACGGCCUGCGAGCAUGGCAAGGUGCGCAACAGCUGCAGCACGUGCAAUGGCUGUCCGCAUGGCAAGGUCCGUCGCUUCUGUGGUCGUUGCAAUCCUUGUCCACACGGAGAGCCCAAGCAGAGCUGCAAGCAAUGCAACAGCUGCCCGCAUGGGAAGCGUCGGGCCUCCUGUGCCGAGUGUAAUGGAUGCCCACAUGGGAAGGUGAGACGCCUCUGCGCGGUGUGCAACGAUUGUGGGCAUGGGAAGCUGGCCUUCAACUGUGGGAUUUGUAAGGCAGCAUUGUACAGCACAUUGACCUGA